AUGGAUUGGGACAAAUCUUAUCACCAAAACUACCCGUUCGAGAUGGACGGCAACUUUUCCACCGACCAAACAUAUUUUUUGGAUUGCCACGAUCCAACAUACAAUGGAAAUUACGAGCAACAGGGGGAAAGCCAAUUCUGGCAAAACUCAACGAUAUAUCCUCCUCCACAUUCAACAACUACCGAGAGUGGAUCGGAGGGAUAUUCCUUCGACUCUGGCUCAACCCCCUGUGCGUUCCCUUCAACAACAUCGUCCCCGUACGCUCUACCCUGUCACAACUUUCAUGACGUUGGAAUAUCGGGAUCUGGCAUUGACUUGACCGACGAGGAGAUAUGGGAGUGGUUACAGUCGAAUCCUCUGGACUCGAUACCAUCCUACAACCCCUCUCUAUUUGAGAACCAAGAUAGUACCCAAGCCUGUCUUGUAUCUCAAAUGGAGCGUCCUCUCCUGCCGAAGCCAGAGGCUCCGGCCUGUAACCAAGCGGCCAAUUCCCCAAUUCCAGUCGAAAUCGCCAAGCUAGAGCCAAGGAGGCGAAGGAGGAAGAACCCUGCAGAUCUUCGAAAAAACCGUCGCAAGCAGGAGAAGCCAGAGAAGUGCCUUGCAUGUGGGAAGGGCCAUGCGGAUACCAGGGCGCUGGAACGUCACAUUGUUUCGAAUCAUCGUGAUGAAGCUAUCCAGCUGGGCCUUGAUGUAUCCAAGGUGGACUGCCCUUAUUGUGAUCAGACCUUUGAUAGAAUUCGGAAGGAUAGAUUGACUAGGCACGUCAAAACCCAACACCCCGAUUUGUACCAAUAUCAAUUUCAAUUGAAUUAA
Messenger RNA from Clonostachys rhizophaga, 813 nucleotides. NCBI's taxonomy places the organism in Eukaryota, Fungi, Ascomycota, Sordariomycetes, Hypocreales, Bionectriaceae. The record is from the annotation of a GenBank genome assembly.